AUGACUGCAGUCAUAGUGUUGUGUGUCACCUUCAUUCAAGAGAGACAACAGCUGCUGACUAAGAUCACCAACCUCACAGAAGAGAGAGACCAGCUGAAGACUAAGAUCACCAACAUCACUCAAGAGAGACAACAAUUACUAACCAACAAUAUGAGCCUCACAGAAAAGAAAGACCAGACACAAACCAACAAUAUGAACAUCACAGAAGAGAGAGACCAGUUGAAAUCCGAAAGGAAUGAUCUUAAGAAGUUUGUGGAUGGAUUGAAGUGUCAUCAAUCAACUCUUUACUUCUUUUCCUCUGAGAAGAAGAACUGGAAUGAGAGCAGAAGAUACUGUAGAGAGAGAGGAACAGAUCUGAUCAUCAUCAAUAACAGAGAGGAACAAGAUUUUGUGAAGAAUAUUUGUGGUUCUGAUCAUUUCUGGAUUGGUUUGACUGAUGUUGAAGAGGAGGGCAGAUGGAAAUGGGUUGAUGGCAGCACACUGACCUCUGGGUUCUGGGCGUCUGGAGAGCCAAACGACUAUCUGGGAAAAGAAGACUGUGCUAACACUCGUUCAUCAGGAUGGUUUGAUGCUCAAUGUGAUGGUAGUGUUAAAUGGAUCUGUGAGAAGAGUAUUCUUAAAUGA
Carassius gibelio (silver crucian carp) is the source of this 624-nucleotide messenger RNA. Its product is annotated as CD209 antigen-like protein C. Bases 1 to 624 code for a protein of 207 amino acids. The transcript has 4 exons. The record is from RefSeq and is a predicted model, not a curated record. NCBI's taxonomy places the organism in Eukaryota, Metazoa, Chordata, Actinopteri, Cypriniformes, Cyprinidae.